AUGUCUCAUCUUCAUCGCACAAAAAUUUCCUCGUCCAUACUAACAACCCGUUCUGGUCUACAGGCGUCCUAUAACAUUUCGCUCAUGAUAGCAAAACAGGGUCGCCCACAUACCGUUGCCGAAGAUCUGAUUAGGCCCUCCAUACUUGAAGCAUGUAAAGCUGCUAAUGUACCGAACGCUGCCUCAGUUUUAGCAAAUAUUCCACUUUCAAACAACACUGUAUCUUCCUGCAUUUGUGAAAUGGCCGACGAUGUCGAAUCCAUAGUUGUUGAAGACUUGCGACACUGCAGAUUCUCGUUGCCGGUGGUUGACAGCACUUUUGACAACAAAUGUGUUGUCCUUGCCUUUGCUUGCUAUUUGAAAGGUACCACAGUUUGUGAAAACCUACUCUUCAUGAAAACCGUACUGAAAAACACGGGAGGGACGAUCUACAAUGCAAUCAUGGAUUAUCUUGCUAAAAAUGGCAUUGAUCCCCUCAAUCUCAUAUCAAUAUGCACUGACGGAGCACCGUCUAUGAUUGGCAAAUCCCAGGGUUUUGUUGCCAGAUGGAUAGAAUUUAAUCCCGUCUUCACAGUUUAUUGCGUUCUCCAUCGAGAAAACCUGAUAGCAAAAAGAACUGGAAAUAAUAUAUUUUCUGAAACCCUAGACUUAAUUGCUUCCGCAGUAAAAAAAUAA
Molecule: messenger RNA, 675 nt
Organism: Octopus bimaculoides (California two-spot octopus)
Lineage: Eukaryota; Metazoa; Mollusca; Cephalopoda; Octopoda; Octopodidae
Product: protein ZBED8-like
Source: RefSeq, a predicted model, not a curated record